Molecule: messenger RNA, 1049 nt
Organism: Polypterus senegalus (gray bichir)
Lineage: Eukaryota; Metazoa; Chordata; Cladistia; Polypteriformes; Polypteridae
Product: platelet glycoprotein IX-like
Exons: 1
Coding region: 18-833 (271 amino acids)
Source: RefSeq, a predicted model, not a curated record
UGCUGGUAUUUUGCAGAAUGGCACUUUUCACAGGCUUAUCAGUACUCCUCUUCAUUUCCCUCACUGUAUGUGGGGCACAGCCUUGUCCACUCCUAUGUCACUGCUCACAACUUCCUCUUGGAGGCUUUCGAGUCAAUUGCAGUGCCAGGCACCUGACAGAUAUGCCAAAGCUGCACCCACAAACAUCAGAACUUUUGCUUCAGGAAAACCAUUUGACCACUGUGCCUCUUGGGUCACUUGACACACUUGGCAGCCUCAGGUUCUUCAACCUAUCCCACAAUCACUGGGACUGUAGCUGCCACAUUGUGUACCUAAAAAGGUGGCUUGAAGUACAGGCAACCACCUUUAGUAUGGAGGUAACAUGCAGCACCCCUGUUGCCCUUAAUGGCAGGUCCAUUGUAAAUCUUGAUCGACAUAUGUUCUCUAUGUGCCCAAGUACCUGGUGUUUUCUGCAGUUGUUCAUGGAUGUCUGCCUUUUUUUAGCUUUUCUUCUCCUGCUCGUUUUACUCCAUUACAGUCUGAGAUCUGCCAAGACGCUCCCAGUUACUUUUCAUCUAAAUGUUGCUAAUGAGGUGCUGGAACCGAAGCCACUGAAGCCCAUCAACGUCAUACACAGGCAGAAGAGAAGGAAACUAAGCAGUUACACAAACUUGGAAGCUGAGGCACCAGAAGGACCGAACUUAAACAGAGACAGGAUGGGUAGCAUAUUUGUGCCAGAUGGGAUGGAUAUUCUGCCACAGAUUUUAGACACACUGCACACACAGUAUGACAUAAAGCUGGUCAGCAACUGCAAAAUUAACAAUGAUGGCAAACAAUGCCUGGACAACCAAUAAAGUAAAAAAAAUGAGCAAAGUAUAUGAAUAGUCCAACUUGAAAACAUUAAACAUUAUUUUAUUGCUGCUCAGUUACAAAAAAAAAAUACAAAAAAAGGAUGGAGAAAUAAGUUACUUUGUAAGUCAUGAAUGGUGCAUUAUUUCUUAGGUCAUUUUUUGACCAAACAUUUGUAGUAAAAGGCUACAAAUAUUAAUAAAAACUACACUUAAGUACCA